Acaulospora morrowiae is the source of this 594-nucleotide messenger RNA. Lineage: Eukaryota; Fungi; Glomeromycota; Glomeromycetes; Diversisporales; Acaulosporaceae. The record is from the annotation of a GenBank genome assembly.
GUCAUACUACUCAAUGGGGAGAAGUGAAAUCUCGUAAGUCUAAGAAAGAGCAUAGUAAUAAAGCUAAGGCGAGCGGACAACAAUUUGGAAGCUCUCGCGGACAUCAAAAAGGUCAUAGUGACCGUGACCGGCCCCGCGGUGGUGGUUUUCGUGGCGGAAGAAAUAGUGAUCGUACCCGAGGGCCAAGAAAAGAAAAUGGCUCGGGCUAUACUCGACCUCCACGACAGCAAAAUGGACCUAACACCAAUAAUGAUGACACAAGCAAUGGUACUCAUUCCAAAUUGGGCGCUGAAAAUGCUGGUGGGAAAUGGGUCAACAACGAAGGUGCCGGUGGCGAUUGGAAUGGUAAUUCCAAUGAAAACUGGACCGAUUCUAAAGGUCCAGCAUGGAAUGCCGACAAUAACACCGGUGACUGGAGUGUCGAUAAUCCAACUCAAGGUUCAUGGACUAAUGACAAUGCAGCGGACAAUAAAAAAGUCAAUUUGGAAAACGACACAUCCACUGACAAAGUUCAAAGUAGUUGGGCUAACGAAGUUCCCACAGAGAAUUCCCAAGUGGCCUGGAAUGAUAAUGAAACCAAUAAUAAUUCUGGAG